AUGGUUCAACGUAGGAACCAUCAAUUUGUAUCCUUCCGUGCACAGCUAGCGUCAGUCAGUAAGGAGUUCUACGAGUUAUGGGAACGAAUUGAGCUGUUGAUGGACGAUGUUGAUGAUGCUGAUGCUGACAAGGAAACGCAGGAGAAGGGAAAUCUGCUAGCUUUGAGUAGUUUCGAGGAGCGAUAUUACUUCGUGAAGGGCAGUUUGUUGUCGAAGCAGACCCCACUAUCAUCUACAUUGAUGUCAGUCGGAAAUGGUCACCUUGGUGACCGAUCCGAAGCAUCAUUCUCGAAGGUGAAACUUCCAGAAAUUCGCCUUCCGUCGUUUGGUGGGAGGAUUAAGGAGUGGGUUACGUUCCGGGAUAGUUCCCGCAGCCUGAUCCACGAAAACAAGCAGCUAACCGAUAUGGACAGGUUCAGCUAUCUGUCGGUGAAUUACAGCGUAGCGUGGAAGGCGCUUGAGUCCCGCUACGAGAACAAGAAGCUGAUUGUGAAGGCACAUCUGGACUCCCUUUUUGUCGUGGAAGGCUUCAAGCGAGAAAGCUACGACGGACUGAGCAAUCUCAUCAGCGUUUUCGAGAAGAACCUGCAAAUGCUAAAGAAGUUCGGCGAAGAAACUGCUGCAUGGAGUACGAUUCUCGCAUACAUGGUGUAUUCCCGACUGGAUCCUGCCACUCUACGGCAGUGGGAAGCACACCACAACGCAAAGGGUGUACCGACGUAUGAAAACCUAAUCGGUUUCCUUCUAAAUCAUUGUGCAGUGCUGGAAUCCGUCGCCCCGACGAACUCCAUCGAGAAGCCGUUCCAUUCUGAUCAACGGUCGUCGAAGUCAUCCGUGUGUCACAGUACCGUGAGAUCUUCAAGCUAG
Messenger RNA from Ochlerotatus camptorhynchus, 867 nucleotides. RefSeq lists its product as uncharacterized. The record is from RefSeq and is a predicted model, not a curated record. The coding region runs from base 1 to 867 and encodes 288 amino acids. Lineage: Eukaryota; Metazoa; Arthropoda; Insecta; Diptera; Culicidae. The transcript has a single exon.